UAAACCACCGUAAGGGGUGUAUUAGUGGCGGAGUGAGAGAAGUGCUGUCGAGGUGAAACACUGAAACAAGUGGAAAAUGGCAGUGUUUUGCAGAUCAGCCGCUUCAAUUUUGAAACCAGUCCAUUUAUUGCCGUCUGCGCUUGCAGCUGUUCGACAAUACAGCUCAGGUGGACAGUAUCAGUAUAUACUGGUUGACAAAAAAGGUGAAAAGAAGAAUGUUGGUUUCAUUCAAUUAAAUAGGCCCAAGGCCUUGAAUGCGCUUUGUGAUGGCCUAAUGCUUGAAGUGGGUAAGGCCUUGGACAUCUUUGAACAGGAUACUGAGGUUGGUGCAAUAAUCAUUACAGGCAGUGAAAGAGCUUUUGCAGCGGGUGCUGACAUCAAAGAGAUGCAAAACAGAACUUUUCAAGAGUGCUUCGGUGGCAACUUUUUGGCACACUGGAACAAAGUAUCACUGGUUAAAAAGCCAGUUAUAGCUGCAGUAAAUGGAUUUGCUCUUGGAGGAGGUUGCGAGCUGGCCAUGAUGUGUGACAUAAUCUAUGCUGGAGAAAAGGCACAGUUUGGACAGCCAGAAAUCUUAUUAGGAACCAUUCCAGGUGCUGGUGGUACUCAGAGGCUCACUCGGGCAGUUGGAAAGUCACUGGCUAUGGAGAUGGUCCUUACAGGAGACAGGAUUUCAGCACAGGAUGCCAAACAGUCUGGUCUUGUAAGCAAAGUGUUUCCUGUGGACGAGCUAGUAUCCGAAGCAAUCAAAUGUGGGGAGAAAAUUGCAAGUAAUUCUAAGCUGGUGUCAGCCAUGGCAAAGGAAGCUGUCAAUGCAGCAUUUGAACUGUCCCUGAAUGAAGGCAAUCGGUUGGAGAAGAGAUUGUUUCAUGCCACCUUUGCUACAGAGGACAGAAAAGAGGGCAUGAGUGCAUUCGUUGAGAAGAGGAAAGCUGAGUUCCAGGACAAUUGAAGGAUCAGAUCAUAAGAGUGUUUCUUUUUAUACACUAAUAUAUUAGUUUGUGAUCCAGUGCUGUUACUGAAAGACUGUUAUACUGUAUAUGUCAAAACUUAAGAACAUCUGUGGUUUAAAAGAAGCACCAGAAUCAAUAGUACAACACCCUGAUAUUUGCCUUUCUUCCAGCAAAACAUUUUAUCAUUUGAACCAAGCUGUUUUGCUACUGUUGUUGAAUAAACUCUGAUCAUCACAAAUUUUGGCUUAAUGACAAACACUAAUUAUAAGGACUUUUGUAAAUAUCAGGUGACACCAGACUGGUGACUUUACUGAUCCUCAAGCAGGUUUCUGUUUGUAAUACAAAAUUUAAUUUUGUAUUAAAUUUUUAGAUAGAAAAUUGAGGUAAAGAAUAAAUUGAUUUCAUUUGUUAUGCUA
Tachysurus vachellii is the source of this 1369-nucleotide messenger RNA. RefSeq names its product enoyl CoA hydratase, short chain, 1, mitochondrial (gene echs1). NCBI's taxonomy places the organism in Eukaryota, Metazoa, Chordata, Actinopteri, Siluriformes, Bagridae. The record is from RefSeq and is a predicted model, not a curated record. Gene Ontology annotation, cellular component: mitochondrion. Gene Ontology annotation, biological process: fatty acid beta-oxidation. The transcript is spliced from 8 exons. Gene Ontology annotation, molecular function: enoyl-CoA hydratase activity. The coding region runs from base 77 to 952 and encodes 291 amino acids.